Messenger RNA from Sorex fumeus (smoky shrew), 4139 nucleotides. RefSeq names its product valyl-tRNA synthetase 1 (gene VARS1). The transcript has 30 exons. Gene Ontology annotation, cellular component: cytosol. The coding region runs from base 278 to 4072 and encodes 1264 amino acids. Gene Ontology annotation, biological process: valyl-tRNA aminoacylation. The record is from RefSeq and is a predicted model, not a curated record. Gene Ontology annotation, molecular function: aminoacyl-tRNA deacylase activity; ATP binding; valine-tRNA ligase activity. NCBI's taxonomy places the organism in Eukaryota, Metazoa, Chordata, Mammalia, Eulipotyphla, Soricidae.
GGCGCGGCCCCGGGAGCCCAGCGGGCGCGGCGCGGCGCGCACGGGCAGGCGGGGCACGGCCGCCCGCGCCAGGACCCGGCCCGGAAGCGCUCGCUGUCACAAAGGGGGAACACGUGGGCAGCCGCGGCCCGGUGGCCGGCGCAGGGAGCGAGGGUCGCCGGGAGAGCCAUCUACCACCCCCACCUGCCUGACUCCUCCACCCCGGCCGCUCGGCCGGCGCCCGGCUCGGGCCGGACCUCCCUACAGUCGUUUCCACCUGGUUCGGACCCCCAUCACCAUGUCCAUCCUCUACGUGUCCCCUCACCCCGACGCCUUCCCCAGCCUGCGAGCCCUCAUAGCUGCGCGCUAUGGGGAGGCGGGAGAGGGGCCGGGCUGGGGUGGAGCCCACCCCCGUAUCUGCCUCCAGCCGCCCCCCACCAGCAGGACUCCGUUCCCGCCUCCCCGCUUGCCGGCUCUGGAGCAAGGGCCGGGUGGGCUGUGGGUGUGGGGGGCGACAGCUGUGGCCCAGCUGCUAUGGCCAGCAGGCUUGGGGGGCCCCGGGGGCAGCCGGGCCGCAGUCCUCGUCCAGCAGUGGGUCAGUUAUGCCGACACGGAGCUCAUCCCGGCUGCCUGCGGAGCUACGCUGCCAGCCUUGGGACUCCGAAUGUCUGCCCAGGACCCCCAGGCUGCGCUGGGGGCCCUGGGCCGGGCGCUGAGCCCUCUGGAAGAAUGGCUUCGGACACACACCUACUUGGCAGGGGAGGCCCCGACCCUGGCUGAUCUGGCAGCUGUCACCGCCUUGCUUCUGCCUUUUAGAUACGUCCUGGACCCCGCUGCCCGCCGCAUCUGGGGUAAUGUGACCCGCUGGUUUACCACGUGUGUCCAGCAGCCGGAAUUCCGGGCUGUGCUAGGGGAAGUGGUUCUGUAUGCCGGCACCAGGCCCGCCUCCCAACAGGCAGGCUCUGAGGUUCCUGCACCCCAAAAGACAGCUGCUCAACUCAAGAAAGAGGCCAAGAAGCGGGAGAAGCUAGAGAAAUUCCAGAAUAAGCAGAAGAUCCAGCAGCAGCAGCCGCCUCCGGGGGAGAAGAAAGCAAAACCCGAGAAGAGGGAGAAGCGCGACCCUGGCGUCAUUACCUACGAUCUCCCAACUCCGCCUGGGGAAAAGAAAGAUGUCAGUGGCGCCAUGCCGGACUCCUACAGCCCGCAGUACGUGGAGGCAGCCUGGUACCCCUGGUGGGAGCAGCAAGGCUUCUUCAAGCCAGAGUACGGGCGAUCCAGUGUGUCAGCGCCAAACCCCCGGGGCAUCUUCAUGAUGUGCAUACCGCCUCCCAACGUCACAGGCUCCCUGCACCUGGGCCACGCACUCACCAAUGCCAUCCAGGACUCCCUCACGCGGUGGCACCGCAUGCGUGGGGAAACCACCCUGUGGAACCCUGGUUGCGACCAUGCAGGCAUUGCCACGCAGGUGGUGGUGGAAAAGAAACUUUGGCGUGAACAGCGCGUGAACCGGCACCAGCUGGGCCGCGAGGCCUUUCUGCAGGAGGUCUGGAAGUGGAAGGAAGAGAAAGGCGACCGCAUCUACCACCAGCUGAAGAAGCUUGGCAGCUCACUGGACUGGGGUCGAGCAUGUUUCACCAUGGACCCCAAACUCUCAGCAGCUGUGACGGAGGCCUUUGUCCGGCUCCACGAGGAGGGCGUCAUCUAUCGCAGUACCCGCCUCGUCAACUGGUCCUGCACCCUCAACUCCGCCAUCUCCGACAUCGAGGUGGACAAAAAGGAGCUGACGGGGCGGACCCUGCUCACCGUGCCUGGCUACAAGGAGAAGGUGGAGUUCGGAGUCCUCAUCUCCUUCUCCUACAAGGUCCAAGGAUCCGACAGUGACGAGGAGGUGGUGGUGGCCACAACUCGGAUUGAGACCAUGCUGGGCGAUGUGGCUGUGGCCGUGCACCCCAAAGAUCCCAGAUACCAGCACCUAAAGGGGAAGCGCGUGGUCCACCCUUUCCUGUCGCGGACCCUCCCCAUCGUCUUCGAUGACUUUGUGGACAUGGAGUUUGGCACGGGUGCGGUGAAGAUCACGCCUGCGCAUGACCAGAACGAUUAUGAAGUCGGCCAGCGGCACGGGCUGGAGGCCAUCAGCAUCAUGGACGCCCGCGGGGCCCUAAUCAAUGUGCCUCCCCCAUUCCUGGGCCUGCCCAGGUUUGAGGCCAGGAAGGCGGUUCUGGCAGCACUGAAGGAACGGGGACUGUUCCGUGGCAUCGAGGACAACCCCAUGGUGGUGCCCCUCUGCAACCGCUCCAAGGACGUGGUGGAGCCCCUGCUGCGACCGCAGUGGUACGUGCGCUGCGGGGAGAUGGCCCAGGCUGCCAGUGCUGCUGUGACUCGCGGCGACCUCCGCAUCCUGCCCGAGGCCCAUCAGCGGACAUGGCAUGCCUGGAUGGACAACAUCCGGGACUGGUGUAUCUCCCGGCAGCUGUGGUGGGGCCACCGCAUCCCUGCCUACUUUGUCACCAUCCAUGACCCAGCUGUGCCCCGGGGAGAGGACCCCGACGAGCGGUACUGGGUAAGCGGGCGCAGUGAGGCCGAGGCCCGUGAGAAGGCAGCCAAGGAGUUUGGCGUGAGCCCGGACAAGAUCAGCCUCCAGCAAGAUGAGGAUGUGUUGGACACCUGGUUCUCCUCGGGUCUCUUCCCCUUCUCCAUCUUGGGCUGGCCCAACCCGUCAGAAGACCUGAGCGUGUUCUACCCGGGGACGCUGCUGGAGACCGGCCACGACAUCCUCUUCUUCUGGGUGGCCCGAAUGGUCAUGCUGGGCCUGCGGCUCACGGGCAGGCUGCCCUUCAGAGAGGUCUACCUCCACGCCAUCGUGCGAGACGCCCACGGCCGGAAGAUGAGCAAGUCUCUGGGCAACGUCAUCGAUCCCCUGGACGUCAUCCAUGGGGUCUCCCUGCAGGGCCUUCACGACCAGCUAGUGAACAGCAACCUGGACCCCAGCGAGGUGGAGCGGGCCAAAGAAGGACAGAAGGCCGACUUCCCGGCGGGGAUCCCCGAGUGUGGCACUGAUGCCCUGCGCUUCGGACUCUGCGCUUACACGUCCCAGGGCCGAGACAUCAACCUGGAUGUGAACCGGAUAUUGGGAUACCGUCACUUUUGCAACAAGCUCUGGAAUGCCACCAAAUUCGCCCUCCGUGGCCUCGGGAAGGGCUUUGUGCCCUCACCUACCUCCAAGCCUGGAGGCCAGGAGAGCCUGGUGGACCGCUGGAUCCGGAGCCGGUUGACAGAGGCCGUGAGGCUCAGCAAUCAGGGUUUCCAGGCCUACGACUUCCCCGCGGUCACCACUGCCCAGUACAGCUUCUGGCUCUAUGAGCUCUGUGACGUCUACCUGGAGUGCCUGAAGCCCGUGCUGAAUGGGGUGGACCAGGCAUCUGCCGACUGUGCCCGCCAGACCCUCUACACCUGCCUGGACGUCGGCCUGCGGCUUCUGUCCCCCUUCAUGCCCUUUGUGACCGAGGAACUGUUCCAGCGGCUGCCCCGGCGGACUCCACAGGCGCCCCCCAGCCUCUGUGUCACUGCGUACCCGGAGCCCUCGGAGUGCUGCUGGAAGGACCCUGAGGCAGAAGCCGCCAUGGAGCUGGCCCUGAGCAUCACCCGUGCCGUGCGCUACCUGCGAGCCGACUACAACCUCACCCGCAUCCGGCCCGACUGUUUCCUGGAAGUGGCCGAUGAAGCCACGGGCGCCCUGGCCUCGGCCGUGUCCAGCUACGUGCAGGCCCUGGCCAGCGCAGGCGUGGUGGCCGUUCUGGCCCUGGGUGCUCCUGCCCCGCAGGGCUGUGCUGUGGCCGUAGCCUCCGACCGCUGCUCCGUGCACCUGCAGCUGCUGGGACUGGUGGACCCGGCCCGAGAGCUGGGCAAGCUGCAGGCCAAGCGCGGCGAGGCUCAGCGGCAGGCCCUGCGACUGCGGGAGCGCCGCGCCGCCUCUGGCUACCCCGUCAAGGUGCCUCUCGAGGUGCAGAAGGCGGAUGAAGCCAAGCUCCAACAGACAGAAGCAGAGCUCAGGAAGGUGGACGAGGCUAUCGCCCUGUUUCAGAAGAUGCUGUGACACACGACUCCAACCCUCACAACCCCCGUGGCCCACCAGGGGGGUGGCAGCAAUAAAAUAUUUUGCC